Abrus precatorius (Indian licorice) is the source of this 2060-nucleotide messenger RNA. RefSeq names its product glucan endo-1,3-beta-glucosidase 8. Gene Ontology annotation, biological process: carbohydrate metabolic process. The record is from RefSeq and is a predicted model, not a curated record. The transcript is spliced from 2 exons. Gene Ontology annotation, cellular component: plasma membrane. Gene Ontology annotation, molecular function: hydrolase activity, hydrolyzing O-glycosyl compounds. Bases 566 to 1996 code for a protein of 476 amino acids. Lineage: Eukaryota; Viridiplantae; Streptophyta; Magnoliopsida; Fabales; Fabaceae.
CUCUCUCACUUUUUCUUCUCACUUCAUAAACUCUUUUCCUCUCUCCUCUUCUUAAGUUAAAAACAAAAUAUAAAACAUAACAAAAAAAGUUUUUCUGGCCUUUGGCUCUUGUUCAUCUCGUUUAACUGGCCUUUGUUUUUCUGUAACAGAAACAAACCAAUAAGAGGCCACGGAAGAACAACAGAAAAAGUUUUUUUUUUUUUUUUUUUAUAUUUGUUUUGUUUACAAAUAUUGUGAUCCUUUAUAUUUCGUUCCUCUUGAUAAGUAUUCUUAUUCUUCUGUGUUUUUGUUUAUUCCCUUUUUGAUCACCCUAUUGGACUAUCACCGUCUCAUUCAUCGUGGGUUAGUGUAGGGUGAAAAAGUUGCUAAAUUUUCGCUGAUUCUUCGAACCCCACUUUUAAAAACGGUUCCUUUCGCUUGUUCUCUCUCUUCUUAUAGAAAGAAGAGACAGUUUCCGUGUAUGUUUUAUUAGCCAAUACAUUUUUUCCCCCCAUCUCUUGUUUCCUCUAUUUUUUUCCCUAGAAAAUAUUGUUGUUGUUAUUAUUUGUGAGGAAGAGUUUUUGAUAUGGAAAAAUAUUGGAUUUUGAGAUGGGUUAUGGUGGUGGGGGUGAUGUGUUGGUGUGUGGAAGGGCUUGGUGUGAAUUGGGGAACCCAAGCAACGCACAAGUUGCCACCAGAUACAGUGGUUCAGAUGUUGAAGGACAAUGGGAUUCAGAAAGUGAAGCUUUUUGAUGCAGAUGAUUCAACCAUGAGUGCUUUGGCAGGGAGUGGGAUUGAAGUUAUGGUUGCUAUUCCUAAUAACCAGCUUGCUGAGAUGAAUGACUAUGGCCGAGCUAAACAGUGGGUUAAGAAGAAUGUCACACGUUACAACUUCAAUGGAGGAGUUAAUGUCAAGUAUGUAGCAGUUGGGAACGAGCCAUUUUUGAAAUCCUACAACAAUUCAUUCUUGAAUGUCACCCUACCUGCACUGCAGAACAUUCAAAAUGCCCUUAAUGAAGCUGGUCUUGGAGAUACUGUAAAGGCUACAGUACCCUUAAACGCUGAUGUGUAUCAGUCUCCAGAGAGCAAUCCUGUUCCAUCUGCAGGAAUUUUUAGGCCUGAUAUCAGUGAACUCAUGACCCAGAUAGUGCAAUUUCUCAACAAGAAUGGCGCACCAUUUACUGUGAACAUUUACCCCUUCUUAAGUCUAUACGGGAAUGAUGAUUUUCCUUUCAACUAUGCCUUCUUUGAUGGGGUAGACAAUCCUGUAAAUGAUAAUGGCACUCCAUACACCAAUGUCUUUGAUGCAAAUUUCGAUACCUUGGUUGCUGCUCUUAAAUCAGUGGGAUAUGGAGACAUGCCCAUAUUGGUAGGGGAAGUAGGAUGGCCUACAGAAGGAGACAAGAAUGCCAAUGCAGGCAAUGCUUUGAGGUUCUAUAAUGGGCUUCUGCCAAGGCUAGCAGCAAACAAAGGUACCCCACGUCGCCCUGGACAUAUCGAAGUUUAUCUAUUUGGACUUAUUGAUGAGGAUGCCAAGAGCAUUGCUCCUGGAAACUUUGAGCGACAUUGGGGAAUUUUUAGAUAUGAUGGGCAACCCAAGUUUCCAAUGGACCUUUCAGGUCAGGGUCAAAGCAAAUUUCUCAUAGGUGCACAGAAUGUGAAAUAUCUUUCUCAAAGGUGGUGCAUGUUUAAUCCAGAUGCCAAGGAUCUAAGCAAACUUGCAGAUAAUAUUAAUUAUGCUUGCACUUUUGCUGAUUGCACUGCACUUGGAUAUGGUUCUUCUUGCAACAACCUUGAUGCUAAUGGGAAUGCCUCUUACGCAUUUAACAUGUACUACCAGGUUCAAAAUCAGGAUCCCAUGGCAUGCAAUUUUCAAGGUUUAGCCAAGCUUUCUACAAACAAUAUCUCAACACCCACUUGCAAUUUUAUCAUUCAGAUAGUUCCUUCUUCAUCCUCUUCUUUGAUGCCUUCACUUGUAGCCUUCUUUUCUGUUACUCUACUCAUUCUGUUUUGGUAGAAUUUUCUUGUACAUACAUUAGAGAUGCUAUUUUUUAUUUAUGGUCUCAUUAUUUCUUGGGAGA